ACCACCCCCUCCGGGCGCUCGGCGCGGGCGUGAGCCUCUUGUGGGCACCAGAGGCUUCCUGCACGGCCGAGGCAAAGGCGCGGGGACCCGAUCCGAAAGGUUGCCUGAAUGGGGGGCGCCCUGGCGUGGGUGCUGCCGGUGCGGUCGCUGCUGCUGCUGCUGCUGCUGCUGCUGCUGCUGAACCCAGGAAAUCAGGGAUGGUCAUGCAGCCUGUUCUCAGGGCCAAUGCCCGUGGACUGGACCAGGGAGUUUGAGGGCACCUGCCUGAAUUUCAGUGGCCUGCUCCGGAGCGGAUCCUCCAACCAGUCUCUCCCGAGCCUGCCCUCCAACCAGUCUCUCCGGGCCAGCGGCCUGCAGAUCCUGGACUUGUCCGCCAAUGACCUGCGGGAGCUCCCGCCGCUCUUCUUUGCCCACCUCGACAAGCUGCAGCUCCUGGAUGUGACAGGCAACCGGCUGAGCAGGGUGGACGGGGCGCUGGCCCUGCGCUGUGGCCUUGAGCUGAGGGCAGACUGCAGCUGUGCCAUGCUGCCCUGGCACCAGGUCUGGCAGAGCAACUGCUCUGGACAGCAAGCUCCGCAGUGCCUGCUCAGGGCCACUGGGGCCUGGCAGAACCUCUCAGCCUUCCUGGAACCCAACUGUGCCCCUGGCCUGUCCCCAGUGACUAUUGGGGCCAUUGCAGCCGGUGGGGCCCUAUUUCUUGGACUUGCUGUCGCUGGUCCACUGCUGGUCUGGAGGCUCCGGGGGAGCCGAGGGGCCAGGAGCCUGGGCCCGGGCAAAGCCUCGGGUGCUCAGGAUGGCUCCAGACCCAGCUCGGGCUCACAGCCAAGGUACAGCAGCCGCAGCCUGGGCACCAAGCCCCCAGGGGCCACCCUGCACCGCAUCUCCGUGCCUGACUAUGAGAACAUAUUCCUGGACCAGCAAGAGGACAAGCACCAAUGGGCUGGACAUGGGGCUCAGGCUGCAGAGGAAGGCGACUUCUAUGUGAACUUCGAGGGCGGCCACGGCGACUCGCAUCCCGUCUACUGCAACCUGCUGUCCCUGCGCCGCGCCACCGGGGCCGGGGAGGCGCGCGCCACCCCCAGGCGCUGAGCCGGUGGCGGAGCCUUGGUCCUCCAGGCCCUGCUGGGGCCCCGGGCCUCAGUCUCCCCGUGGGACCAAUGGGGACAGAGAAGGUCCAUCCUGGAGAAGGGCCAUCCUUUGACAACACCAUGUCACCCCCCUCUCGAUGUCGCGGAGGUGCUCAAUAAAUG
Messenger RNA from Urocitellus parryii (Arctic ground squirrel), 1250 nucleotides. It is a transcript of the gene Lrrc25, whose product is annotated as leucine rich repeat containing 25. NCBI's taxonomy places the organism in Eukaryota, Metazoa, Chordata, Mammalia, Rodentia, Sciuridae. The record is from RefSeq and is a predicted model, not a curated record. Gene Ontology annotation, molecular function: protein binding.